Molecule: messenger RNA, 1476 nt
Organism: Symbiodinium natans
Lineage: Eukaryota; Dinophyceae; Suessiales; Symbiodiniaceae
Source: the annotation of a GenBank genome assembly
AUGGCCGCCGCGUCCGAGGGUCCUAGUCCUUGCGUCCCUGAGGAUCUUCGGACCUACAUGGCCUGCAUCGUGGCCGCGUCCUGCAUCGUUCAAGCCGCCGUGCCCGCCCAUGUGAGCAUGGAGGUCUACGCAAUGAUCCUGGAGCAGGUGACCCGGUUCGAAGAGAUCACGUGGCCGCUGCUCCGAGAUGCCUUGCUCCACGAGGAGGGUGGCAACAGCCUCGCUGUGGACGCACUCCUUCCCGAGGCCUACAUCUGUGACGGCUCAGAGCACACGUCGCUGCGGCAACUCACCUCUAUGGUGGGCACAGAGCACGCGGCCACCAUGAGCAUGGCCUUGGACCUUAAAGCGGCGGCCGCCGCCAGCCACCAGAUCAUGAACAGCCACGCCGUGAACGCUUCCCUGGACGAGACCAUCGACAAGCUGCAGCAGGCCUGGCAUCCCGUGUGCCAGAAGCUGGGCUGUGACCACACCAACUUUUGGGACAUCUACUUGCAGCACCACAAGCAUGCCCUGGCGCUCCUGGAGACCAAGCACGCGGGGCUCCUGCGCUCGGACAUCAAGCUCCGCUUCCACCUGGAGCAGCGGGUUCAGCGGCUCCUUGGACCUGAAAGCAACGACUACAGCUUCAUCGAGAAGUACGCCCGCCACGGCCAGGAGCACCACUCGUCCCACCAGGUCUUCCAUGCUUACCACGACAGCGCCCGGGCCUCCAUGUUGGAGUUCGCGAAGUCCGUCGUGGGGUCCCUGUCCUACGAGCGGGCCAAGCGCCUGGUGAACCUACACAAGCUGGCCGACAUCGAGAAGGAGGCGGCACGAAAGGAAAGAAGUGCGGAAAGAAGCGCUUCUUCGCACGCGAACGAGAAGAUGCAGCUGUCCUUGUUGGAGGAGGUUGAAGAUGAAGGAGAAGGUGCAGAGGCCUUCUGGGACCGCCGGCGCCGGCGCCGGCGCCGCCGCCGCAUCUUCGAAGUUGUGGUGCAAGUCGUGGAGACCGUCGUGGAAGCAGUGGCUCGGCCAGUCACAUCUGCUCUGGCCUGCGCGGGCCAGGGCGGCAACUUCGUAUCCACGGGUUACACGCGGUCCCUGAACGGCAACGUGGCUUGGUCCAUCGGCCUUGCAGGCGGCAGCUCGGAUAUCAUGAAGGACAUCCUCAAUGGACAGGGCCCCUUGGGUUGGAUCUCAUUGGGAGCCGGCUUCUCGGUUGGAAGCACCACGGACGUUUGGUGGGCAGGAGCCGGCUUCGGUGGCUCCAUCGGGUGCAACGCUCGCUAUGGCUGGAGGGGCAAGUCACGCGGCAGCUGCACCAUGGAUCUCACGGUGUCCACCUUGGCCUGUGGAAAUGUUCCGACAUCAAGCUCCGCAUGCCCCUUUGGCAGGAACUUUGCGGGCAUGACUUGCUCCAGCUCUGGUGGCUACUUUGUGUCCAUCAUGUGCUGCAGCUUUGACCUGACAAAUGGCGGCAACACCUGCCGCUGA